Lingula anatina is the source of this 1271-nucleotide messenger RNA. RefSeq names its product tryptophan--tRNA ligase, mitochondrial. Gene Ontology annotation, molecular function: ATP binding; tryptophan-tRNA ligase activity. Gene Ontology annotation, biological process: mitochondrial tryptophanyl-tRNA aminoacylation. Gene Ontology annotation, cellular component: mitochondrial matrix; mitochondrion. NCBI's taxonomy places the organism in Eukaryota, Metazoa, Brachiopoda, Lingulata, Lingulida, Lingulidae. The record is from RefSeq and is a predicted model, not a curated record.
UAUAAGUUACAUGAAAAUUGCACAUCCCAUUUUGCAAGUACAAAGUUAUUUGAGAAUCAGUAUCAAACCCAUAUCGAACCACUUAUCAAACCAAGAAACCUACCAAGGCUUUUCAUGGGCUAAUAUGGCGCUACCCAGCACAAGACGUGGAUUCCGAACUGCAAUGCGUUUAUCGAAGCAAUGCAGCUUGACUCAUUUAUCAACUGCUAAGAGAACGUAUGCGGAGACAAAGAUUAAAAAGAAGCCAAAGGGUAUAUUUGCCAAAUGCCCUCCAACAGUGUUCUCUGGUAUCCAGCCAACUGGGAUUCCUCACAUUGGGAAUUAUCUUGGUGCAAUAAAAAACUGGGUUCACAUGCAGAAUACACACCAAAGAGUGUUAUUUUGUAUUGUAGAUUUGCAUUCAGUAACACUGCCACAGAAUCCCAAUGCAUUGAGGCAGAGUAUUUUUGAUACUGCGGCCUGUUUGUUGGCAUGUGGAAUUGAUCCUGACAAGGCCAUUCUAUUCCAACAGUCAGAUGUGCCACAACAUUCAGAGCUAUGCUGGGCUUUUACUUGUUUGACAACUUUGCCAAGAAUACAGUCUCUCCCACAGUGGAAGGAAAAGUCAGAAAAAUAUGCUAAAGAUAUUAAUGUUGGUCUUAUGACAUAUCCAAUCCUACAGGCAGCAGAUAUACUUCUUUAUAAAGGAACAGAGGUGCCAGUUGGUGAAGACCAGAUACCACAUGUAGAAUUGGCACAAGAUUUAGCAAGAAUAUUUAACUAUCGUUUUGGAGAAUUUUUUCCAAAGGCAUCAGCAGUCAUUCCAAAAUCUGCAAGGAUCAAGAGUUUACGAACACCCACCAGCAAGAUGAGCAAAUCUGAAAUUGAUGUUAAAAGUCGCAUUGACCUCACAGACUCUCCUGAAGUCAUUAGGGGCAAGAUUAAGAAAGCUGUCACAGACUUCACCCCAGAAAUAUUCUAUGAUCCAGAUAAUAGACCUGGAAUUUCUAAUUUAAUGGACAUUCAUGCUGCAUUCACAGGCCUCUCCAGUGAUGAGAUAACAGAACAGAACAAGCUCAAAAAUACUGUGGGAUAUAAAUCUGAAGUUGCAGAUAUUGUGACUCAGUAUUUAACCCCUAUAAGGGAAAAAGUACUAAGACUUAGGGAGCAGCCUGAAUAUGUACAACAAAUACUGGAUAGAGGUGCAGAGAGAGCUGGUGAUAUAGCUCAGGAGAACUGGAUGCAAAUUAGAAAGCUAAUGGGGUUCAAAUGAUUAACUGUUUUACUUUGAA